UUGCGCGAUGCUCCCGUCCCCGCCGAGGGCUCCGGCCAGAGCCGCCUGCAGUGCCAGGGAGCUGCCAGCAAGCUGGGCGGAGCUCCGGUGAGGAGGCGGCGGCGGCGGCGGCGGCGGCGGCUUCCCCUGCAGCGCCAUUUACCCCCAAAGCCCCCUCCCCACACGUAGCCCCUCCGUUACCUCCAGGGCACGAUCCGAGGUAGCUUACCUUGGAGCAGCCGCCUUGCUUACUCGUAGGAUUGUGUCCCUUCGGUGACUCUGACUCGUCCUUCUUGUGGGAUUUGCAAGACUGCUUUGAUGCACGUUGUGCAGCUCUAUUGCCCUCUUGAGGGCUCCCCGUUCCAUCGUGUCCUCAAUGUGUUUGCCUGUGCUGUGAAAAGAUGCUGGGGAAAAUCAGAAAGCUGGAUGGUAUUACGGUCCCAAUAUUUGGAAACGCAAAGGAAAGAAGUGCAAGAUUGUAAAUCAAAGCAGAAGCAGGAAGUAGCACCCAAGGAUUGGUGUGAUGGAGCGGACGACUGGGGGGAAGACAAUGAUAUGGUGUCGUCUGAGGACACGUGCAGCCCGAGCCUUGGCUUGCUUGCAGCUUCACAUCCCUUCCCUGGGGAGGGAGAUUGUGCCUCUCGGUUGCAAGCUCUCAGCCUGCACGAAAUUGCAGGCGUCCCUCCUCUCUCGUGCUCUGAUAACCCAACUGGGAAAGAGCAAAUCGCUCCUGUUUGGCAACCGUACUACAUCAGCGCCGUGGAGGAAGAUGAUUAUCUUGGCUACAGUGAUACGGAUCAUGCCCAAAAACUCUUGAAGGAGUAUCAACAGAGGGAGGGCGUUGACUUGGAACAGUCGACGUUGGAAAGUGACGUGGCUGACAGUUGUGGCGAGAAAUAUGAGAAGAGUAAUGUUGAAAAGAGAGGCCAGGUGUUCCACAAGUUUAUGAAAAGGAUUUCUCCUUGCCAAGAACAGAUCUUAAGGUAUUCCUGGGGUGGCCAGCCUUUACUUAUAACCCACCCCUUGUCAGAUAUCAAGACGACUGUCCCGCCCUGCAAUAGCUGCCAAAGCAAAAGAAUCUUUGAAUUUCAGCUUAUGCCUGCCCUGGUCAGCAGGCUGAAGAGCAGAGAGGAAGAUCCAUCCGUGGAAUUUGGAACAGCGCUGGUGUACACGUGUGAGAAGAGCUGCUGGCCAGUUAAUCAUCCGGUGCCCCUGGAAGAAUUUAUUUUUGUGCAAGAAGAUCCAGAUCAAAAGCUGUUUAAAUAGAUCCUAUUUAAUUCCUUGUAUAAAUAAAGCUGUAUUUUGUU
This is a messenger RNA of Eublepharis macularius, 1286 nucleotides long. RefSeq names its product programmed cell death 2 like (gene PDCD2L). The coding region runs from base 298 to 1245 and encodes 315 amino acids. The record is from RefSeq and is a predicted model, not a curated record. NCBI's taxonomy places the organism in Eukaryota, Metazoa, Chordata, Lepidosauria, Squamata, Eublepharidae. The transcript is spliced from 7 exons. Gene Ontology annotation, cellular component: cytoplasm.